AUGGAAUAUAUAUUCCUAUCUUACCCACCGAACCUUACUCGUUCUCUUCAAAUUUAUAAAAUAUGCUCGCUUGUUUGUAUAAUUUUCAUCACUGUCAGGCUUUGUUGUUGCGCUACAAACAAUCAAACUAUACCAAAACAAAAUGUUGCAAUCACACCUGAGCUAUCUGACUUAUCUCAUAACAAAAGAAAAGCACUAUAUACUCCAUAUUGGGCUGUAGAAAUCAAAGGAGGUGAAAAGGCUGCGCGUGCUAUAGCCGAAAAAUACGGAUUUCUAUAUCUUGGAGAGAUUUUACCUGGAAUUUAUCAUUUCAAGCAUAAUCGUAUUUCCAAAAGAUCUUUGAGACAAAACAAUUAUUAUCAUGAUCAAUUAGCUAAUGAUGAACAGGUAGUAUGGUUAGAACAACAAGUUGCAAAGGUUCGAGUUAAACGAGAUGUGCACAUUCCAGUUAAAGAUCCGAAAUGGCCUCAGAUGUGGUAUUUAAAUCGUGGAGGUCCUGGUGGUCUUGAUAUGAAUGUUCAAUCAGUUUGGGCACGUGGUUAUGCAGGUCAAAGUGUCGUGGUUACUAUUCUAGACGAUGGUUUAGAAACAGAUCAUCCAGAUUUAAAAGAUAAUUACGAUCCAUUUGCAUCAUAUGAUGUGAACAGUAAUGAUGAUAAUCCAGAACCUCGUUAUUUAACAAGAGAUAAAAGUAAUACCAACCGUCAUGGUACUCGUUGCGCUGGUGAAGUGGCUGCUGCCGCAAAUAAUAGUGUAUGUGGAUUAGGUAUAGCUUAUAAAGCUCGUAUAGGUGGCGUACGUAUGUUAGAUGGUGAUGUGACCGACGCAAUGGAGUCACGUUCAUUAAGUCAUCAGCUACAACAUAUUGAUGUAUAUUCUGCAUCAUGGGGUCCGGAAGAUGACGGUAAAACAGUUGAUGGUCCAGGCAAACUUGCUCAAAUGGCAUUUCGUAAUGGAAUACAAAUGGGUCGACGUGGUUUGGGAUCAAUUUUUGUAUGGGCCAGUGGGAAUGGUGGUACAAGUCAUGAUAACUGCAAUUGUGAUGGGUAUACAAAUAGCAUUUAUACACUAGGUGUUGGAUCAGUUUCAGAGCAUGGAUCUGUUCCGUGGUAUGCAGAAUUAUGCUCUUCAACGUUAGCUGUUACCUAUAGCAGUGGAGGACGUGGUGAACGUGGUGUUAUUACAACAGAUUUAAAUCACACUUGUACUGAUAAUCAUUCUGGUACAUCGGCCAGUGCACCAUUAGCUGCUGGUAUAUGCGCUCUCACCUUGUCAGCCAAUCCUAAUUUAACUUGGAGAGAUUUACAAUAUUUAGUUGUUUAUACAGCACGUCCAGAUGGUUUAUAUGCAGAUGAUUGGCAUGUGAAUGGUGUUGGUCGACGUGUAUCACAUGCAUUCGGUUAUGGUUUAAUGGAUGCCGCCGCUAUGGUUGAUUUAGCUUUGAAUUGGACUAAUGUACCACCACAACGUGUAUGCGAAGCUCAAGCUCCAAUGACCGGUGAUCCAAUUACUAUAAGACAAAUGUCUAAAGAAAAUUUAGCUUUAACUACUGAUGGUUGUGAAUCAGCCGCAGCUCUUGCAGGUGAUCUAUCACAUCGUGUUGUACAUUUGGAACAUGUACAAGCUAAAGUAACUCUAAGUAGUGUACAACGAGGUGAAAUUGAAUUGUGGUUAACGUCUCCAGCUGGAACUAUUUCACAACUUUUAAGCAAAAGGCCAAAAGAUAUUGAUGUCGCUGGAUUUCAUGCAUGGCCAUUUAUGUCUGUACACUAUUGGGGUGAAUUAGCCAAUGGUACUUGGAAAUUAACAGUUAAAUCGGGAAAUGCUGUCGUUUUGAUUCAUGAUUGGAGCUUAAUUUUAUAUGGAACAAAUACUCCACCACCAUCUGUACCAAGUUCUUCGCAUAGACGAGGUGUCAGACAACUUCCCAGGAACCAAGAGUCUAAUCCUUCUGCAAAAUCUCAAAAAACAUGGAUUGAUCCACAGAAAGACAAAUUUCAUUCAUCUAAAACUUCACAACAGCCUCAACAAAAAUCCAUUGAAACAUCAAAGCACUAUUCCUUAGAUUCUGUUUUAAAUCCUAUUAAUCAAGAAAAUGGUGAUCAUAGCUCUAUUGGUUCAUCGGAAAAUCAAAACUCUUAUCCUUAUCCACCAUUUUACUAUUUAAACAAUCAAAACUCUUAUCGAUAUUGGCCUACUUGGAAUAGUGAGUACCAGAGUUUGUCACCUGUUCAAGCCCCACCUCCACCUCCUCCUCCACCUCCACCUAUACCGACGAUCUCUGUCCUGUCAUUACCACCGCCUUCAGCACCACUAUCUUCUUCUUCCUCCUCCUCAUCCUCUUCUGCCGCUUCACAUUCUUUAUCCUCUUCUUCUUCAUCAUCUCAUGAAUUCUACCCUAAUUAUUUUCCACAAUCUUCUAUUCCCUUCUCUUCUACCGGUCAUUCUUCAUCAAAUCAUGGUUUAGACGAAUCAAAUCCUCCAAUUGAAUUUGAUCUACCAUCAUUAGUUGUACAGUCGAAUGAUUUCACACAUAUUGAAACAUCUAAUACACUCGAUCGAAAUGGUUAUUCCGAACACGAAGUUAGUUUAUCUCAAAAUCAUGGACAAUUAUUAGUUAAUCAUGAUGAGUCAAUACAACGUAGCAAUCAUAAAAUUGAGAAUAAUAACAAUUAUAUUAAUAUUAAUAAUAAAAACACAUUGAAUAAUUCUGUUUAUUCUAUUAAUGUAAAUUUCCUUUAUCUAUUAUCCUCUCUAAUCUUAUUUAUUUUAUUUGUCUACUGA
Molecule: messenger RNA, 2784 nt
Organism: Schistosoma curassoni
Lineage: Eukaryota; Metazoa; Platyhelminthes; Trematoda; Strigeidida; Schistosomatidae
Source: the annotation of a GenBank genome assembly